AUGUCGCAUGGUAUUUUUGGUGGUGUUUUGCCUGUCGAAGAUAAUACAAUCGUUCAGACACGGCGAAAUUCUCGUACGGGUUCAAUAUCAUUAGUUCGUCGCGGAUCAACACAAGGAAGCAUCACUCAAGCACAUGUUAAUGCAUCAUUUAUGAAUGAAGCAUUGACUGAAGCACGGAAAAGUCUUGCUGAAGGUGGCAUACCUAAUGGAUGUGUUCUCGUUCACAAUGGUCGCAUUGUCGGACGAGGACGCAAUCGUCGUAUUCAGUUGAGUUCACCUAUCCUGCAUGCGGAAUUAUCGUGCAUUGAAGCAGCUGGACGGCAGCCAGCAUCCUUCUAUCACGACUGUACAUUGUAUACGACUUUAUCACCGUGUUCGAUGUGUGCAGGCGCGAUUCGUUUCUACGGGAUACCGCGUGUUGUUAUCGGUGAGAAUAAGACAUAUCAUGGAGAUGAAGCUUUACUUCGUGCAAGUAAUGUUCAAAUUGAUGUCAUGGAGUUGCCUGAAUGUCAGGAACUCAUGGAGAAUUUCAUUCGAGACCAUCCACUUGUUUGGCAUGAAUGUAUCGCUCAUAAAUGA
This is a messenger RNA of Adineta ricciae, 579 nucleotides long. The record is from the annotation of a GenBank genome assembly. NCBI's taxonomy places the organism in Eukaryota, Metazoa, Rotifera, Eurotatoria, Adinetida, Adinetidae.